Molecule: messenger RNA, 1830 nt
Organism: Clavispora lusitaniae ATCC 42720
Lineage: Eukaryota; Fungi; Ascomycota; Pichiomycetes; Serinales; Metschnikowiaceae
Gene: UPC2
Product: Upc2p
Biological process (GO): regulation of transcription by RNA polymerase II
Molecular function (GO): DNA-binding transcription activator activity, RNA polymerase II-specific; zinc ion binding
Source: RefSeq, a predicted model, not a curated record
AUGUCUGAAAGCAGAAAGAACUCUAGCUUCAAGCGUAAGUACCAUCUGAAAUCCCGCAGCGGCUGCUCAACCUGCAAAAAAAGACGUGUGAAGUGUGAUGAAACAAAACCCCUGUGCAACAACUGUGUGCGUAUGAAGUUGGUUUGCGGAUACAUUGAAAACCAGGAGAAUCAAAACGACCACAAACGACCAAAACUUGAACAGGACCUGUAUUCAUCUGUUCAGGAAACGACACCUACAAAAACACCCAGUCCGACAGCAAAGCACGCAGAACCGCUUCUUCCUUCAAUGGCUGCGACAGCAUUGGGUCUGGGCCUCUUGAACGCUGGUAACUUGAAUAACAUCAACCUCAGCCACUUAGUGAACAACUUGUCUAGCAUGGGUGACCUUAGCAGCUUGGGUGGCUUUGCCAACUUGAGCAACCUAGCAGCGCUUGCGCAACUACCGAUUGAUCUUUCCGCAUUGGGCGCCCUGGGUUUCAGUUUUGGUCAAAACUCAGAAAUGGACUCCGCUGCAUCACCCGAGCUCAGUGGCUCUGCUAGGCCGUCAAGCAAAGCCCCAGAUUUGAGUGGUCUGUCCUUAAACAGCACCAUCAAUGGUAUCAUCAACGGCUCUUUAAAUGGCACACUUAAUGGAAAUGUAGGUGCCACUCUUGGACCAUCAAUUGGCCUCGAUGGUUCUCCAAGGAAGAAAACUGCCCCGGAAAGUGGGCUGUAUCUUCAAGAUCCUCCCAAUAUCCCGAACAACCCCCUGCCUUCAAAUCCUGGAGGUUUGAACAUGCUUGACCUUCGGCUCAUGUACCAUUACACCACACAAGUGUCCAACACUAUCACGGGAGCAGGUAUCUCGGACACGGACAUCUGGAAUCAUGAUGUGCCCAUGCUUGCAUUUGAGUAUCCUUUUCUUAUGCAUGCGGUAUUAGCCUUCAGUGCUACACACUUAUCGCGUACAGAAAAGGGAUUGGACCAGUGUGUCACUUCCCAUCGUGGCGAUGCGCUCCGCCUUUUACGUGAAGCUAUUUUGGACAUCAACAGUGACAAUACUGACGCAUUGGUGGCUAGUGCACUCAUUCUAAUCAUGGACUCUUUGGCAAACGCUUCUGUCCCGUCACUGACAUCACCCAAAUCCCUACCGGCAUCAGCGUGGAUUUUUCAUGUCAAGGGUGCGGCAACAAUCUUGACCGCAGUAUGGCCGUUGACGGAGGCGCUGCGGUUUUACAAGUUUAUCAGUGUGGAUUUAGGUGACUUGGGCGAUAUAAUCAAUGAAAAGAGCCAGUUGUCAAGCGCCAAACCGUCGCUUUUUGCCAAUUUGGAGUGCCACGAUUCGGACAUCGCAGACCUCUACCCAGUGGCCAUCAACUCACCAUACUUGAUUACAUUAGCAUACUUGAACAAACUUCACAAGGAGCGGUACAAGGCAGACUUCAUUCUCCGUAUUUUUGCAUUCCCAGCUUUGCUUGAUAAAGACUUCUUAGGAAUGUUGAUGCUGGGCGACGUCAAAGCCAUGCGUAUUAUGCGCUCCUACUACAAAUUACUACGGUCCUUCACCACAGAGAUGAAAGACAAGGUAUGGUUUUUGGAAGGUGUGUCGCAAGUACUUCCAGUCGAUGUCGAAGAAUACGCAGGUGGUGCCGGAGGUAUGCAUAUGAUGCUCGACUUCUUGGGCGGCGGACCAGCCAUUCUUGAAGAUCAUGAAGUAGACAAGGACCUCUCGAUGAUAGAUCCGGGAGGACAGAUUGCCAACAAACUAAUCGACACGAACAACUUGCCCAGCGAUAUCGCCAACUUGGACAUAAUGCAGGGAGACAAUGGUCUCAUGGGUAUUAAGUAA